Rhinopithecus roxellana (golden snub-nosed monkey) is the source of this 3219-nucleotide messenger RNA. RefSeq names its product zinc finger protein 728-like. Gene Ontology annotation, biological process: regulation of transcription by RNA polymerase II. NCBI's taxonomy places the organism in Eukaryota, Metazoa, Chordata, Mammalia, Primates, Cercopithecidae. Gene Ontology annotation, molecular function: DNA-binding transcription factor activity, RNA polymerase II-specific; RNA polymerase II cis-regulatory region sequence-specific DNA binding. The record is from RefSeq and is a predicted model, not a curated record.
AUGCCCAGCCCUGCCUUGAUCCCCUCCCCCACCGCAGGGGCCCCGCGCGUGCUCGCCCUCCACCCGCCACCGGCCACCGUUGGCGCGGCCUGCCCCGACACCCAACAAAGCACCCUGCGGUCCCACUGGGACCCGGAGCCGGACCCCGACAGGAACACGAGCGGCGUGGAACCUCCCCUUGCGCCCUGUCUGCCGUCUCCAACGCGGGGAUCCCGCCGGCAGGAAGAGGCUGCGGGCGAGACAGCCAGGCUGCUGCUCCUAGGACGUGCAGCCAGCGACCCGCUCUUGGAGCCGCGCACACUUCUCCCAGCAGAGGCACGCCAUCCAACCUCCUGUCCUUUCCUCCGACCCCUCGGACCCCGCCUGCGCAUUCCCCUCUCCCGCGCCCUAGGCAGGUCGCCCAUCCCACCUCGCUACUUGUGCUCCCUUCCCGCUAACACCUGCCUGCCGGCCCACCUGCAGCCCCGACGCCUGCCGGCCAGAGGCAGCGGGAUCCCUGCACACAGCCUGGCAGGCGAGGCCGUACCGGGAAAGACAGCCAACGAAGAAUCACCAGCGGAAGCCCUAGAUCCCCGUCACGCGCCCACAAACGCCAGGCCCCGCCGGGACAGCUCCGCGCCACACCACACCUCAUCCCCACGCGGGAAGCCGCGGCCUGGGCUGUCCCAGCCACACCCAGCGCGCCUUCUCCCGGGUCAGCCAGCUGCGGCUCUGCCAAAGCGCUCCUCCGCUCCUUUCUCGCGCUCCAGCCUCCCUACCAGCCCAUCGGGGCCGGACCCCAAGUGCGAGCCGGUGGCCUGGCUGACACAAGCGAGAAGGCCAGCCCGGCCGGAGAAACAACAACAACAAAGAAAACAAAACAAACACAGAAGAAAAACUCUGGGUCUGGGCCGGGGAUCCGCGCUCAGCAAGGCCCGCCACAGCUCAGCUGCCCACACGGGCAUUCGCGCGCGGGCCACGGCUGGUCCUUCCCCUGGCGACCCCGGCGGGCAGUCUCUGGGCUCUGGGCGGCAGAGAAAGCGCAAGAUGGGAGGAGUCGGCCUCUCUCCCUCCGCGCUCCCUCCGCGCCGCCCCCCCAGGUCCCUCGACGUGACGGCAGCCUCCCCUUCUGCUCGCCCCAUUGGGCCAGACUCUCUGGACGCCCCAGGCCCGAAGGGGCGGGGCCUUAAACGUCAUCCAAUCAGGGACGCUGGGCUGGGACCGUCCAAUCAGGCAUGCAGCUGGAGCAGACAGCGCGGCUUCCGGGAUGUGGUCGGACCUUUGGCUCUCACCGCAGUCGGAGGUCAAGGUGUUGUGCUUACUGCUGUGUGUCCUCUGCACCUAGAGGCCCAGGUUCUGUGGUCUUGUGACCUGCAGGGAUCGUUGACAUUUUGGGAUGUGGCCAUAGAAUUCUCUGUGGAGGAGUGGCAAUGCCUGGACACUGCACAGCAGAAUUUAUAUAGGAAUGUGAUGUUAGAGAACUACAGAAACCUGGUCUUCCUAGGUAUUGCUGUCCCUAAGCCAAACCUGAUCAUUUUUCUGCAGCAAGGAAAAGAGCCCUGGAAUAUGAAGAGACAUGAGAUGGUGGAAGAAUCCCCAGUUAUAUAUUCUCAUUUUGCUCAACACCUUUGGCCAGAGCAGGGCAUAGAAGAUUCUCUCCGAAAAGUGAUAUUGAGAAGAUCCAAAAAAUGUGGGCCUGAGAAUUUACAGUUAAAAAUCGGUUGUACCAAUGUGGAUGAGUGUAAGGUGCACAAAAAAGUUUAUAAUAAGCUUAACCAGAGUUUGACAACUACACAGAGCAAAGUAUUUCAAUGUGGCAAAUAUGCAAACGUCUUUCAUAAAUGUUCAAAUUCUAAAAGACAAAGGCAUACUGGAAAGAAGCUUUUGAAAUGUAAGGAAUAUGUCAGAUCAUUUUGCAUGCGUUCACACCUAUCUCAACAUAAAAGAAUUUAUACUAGAGAGAAUUCCUACAAAUGUGAAGAAGAUGGCAAAGACUUUAACUAGUCCUCAACCCUUACUUAUAAGAAAAUUCAUACUGGAGAGAAACCCUACAAAUGUGAAGAAUGUGGCAAAUCCUUUAGUACGUUCUCAAUCCUUACUAAACAUAAGGUGAUUCAUACUGGAGAGAAACACUACGAAUGUGAAGAAUAAUGUGGCAAAGCCUUUAAGUGGUCCUCAAACCUUUUGGAACAUAAGAGAAUUCAUGUUGAAGAGAAACCCUACAAAUGUGAAGAAUGUGGCAAAGCCUUUAAGUGGUCCUCAAACCUUUUGGAACAUAAGAGAAUUCAUGUUGAAGAGAAACCCUACAAAUGUGAAGAAUGUGGCAAAGCCUUUAAGUGGUCCUCAAACCUUAUGGAACAUAGGAGAAUUCAUAUUGGAGAGAAACCCUACAAAUGUGAAGAAUGUGGCAAAGCCUUCAGUAAGGUCGCAUACCUAACUAAACAUAAGGUAAUUCAUACUGGAGAGAAACCCUACAAAUGUGAAGAAUGUGGCAAAGCCUUCAGCUGGCCCUCAAGCCUUAUUGAACAUAAGAGAAAUCAUGCUGGAGAGAAACCCUACAAAUGUGAAGAAUGUGGCAUAGCUUUUAACUGUUUCUUAACCCUUACUAAACAUAAGGUGAUUCAUACUGGAGAGAAACCCUACAGAUGUGAAGAAUGUGGCAAAGCCUUUAGUACGUUCUCAAUCCUUACUAAACAUAAGGUAAUUCAUACUAGAGAGAAACACUACAAAUGUGAAGAAUGUGACAAAGUCUUUAGUUGGUCCUCAAGCCUUGCUACACAUAAGGCGAUUCAUGCUGGAGAGAAACUCUACAAAUGUGAAGAAUGUGGCAAAGCCUUUAAAUGGUCCUCAAACCUUGUGGAACGUAAGAGAAUUCAUAUUGGAGAGAAACCCUACAAAUGUGAAGAAUGUGGCAAAGCCUUUAAGUGGUCCUCAAACCUUGUGGAACGUAAGAGAAUUCAUAUUGGAGAGAAACCCUACAAAUGUGAAGAAUGUGGCAAAACCUUCAGUAAGGUCACAAACCUAAUUAAACAUAAGGUAAUUCAUACUGGAGAGAAACCCUACAAAUGUGAAGAACGUGGCAAAGCCUUUAGCUGGGUCUCAGUCUUCAACCAACAUAAGAAAGUUCAUGCUGGAAAGAAAUUCUACAAAUGUGAAGAAUGUGGUAAAGACUUCAACCAAUCCUCACACCUUACUACUCAUAAGAGAAUUCAUGCUGGAGGAAAAACCCUACAAAUGUGA